Molecule: messenger RNA, 1578 nt
Organism: Gambusia affinis (western mosquitofish)
Lineage: Eukaryota; Metazoa; Chordata; Actinopteri; Cyprinodontiformes; Poeciliidae
Product: F-box only protein 6-like
Exons: 7
Coding region: 179-1003 (274 amino acids)
Biological process (GO): SCF-dependent proteasomal ubiquitin-dependent protein catabolic process; glycoprotein catabolic process
Cellular component (GO): cytoplasm; SCF ubiquitin ligase complex
Molecular function (GO): protein binding; ubiquitin protein ligase activity
Source: RefSeq, a predicted model, not a curated record
AAAACCCCCACUUCCCUAGGUGGCGCUCCCUAGCUCCGUACUACUGCAUGAAGCUCAUAUCGAAACUGAUCAAAUCCCGGAAUACAGCUGAGGAGUUGUCUGUAAAAUGGAUCCGCUGCUCAUUCAUUAUAGACAGACAGCUCUGUAGAAACACGUCAGGCUCGGAUUUAUCUCAGACAUGAAGAGGACGUAUUUAACCAUGAUGGGAACUGCAUGGAGCGACUCUUCACCUUCGCCGAAUCAGAGUUCUAGUGAACCUGUCAUCCCUCUUCCACUGGACAUAUUGGAAGAAAUCUUCCUAAAUUUGCCUCCCCAAGAUGUGGUGUGUGUGUGUCGAUUAGUGUGCCGCCAGUGGAAAGAUCUGGCCGACAGCGAGUCUUUUUGGAGAGAGAGAAGUAGAAGAGAGGGAUAUUAUCUCCGUGAUCCUUCCAAAGUACCCAGCAACUGGAGGUUGUUUUACUUCUUGUGCAAGAAGAGGAGAAAUCUCAUAAAGAAUCCAAGAGCAGAAGAUGAAUUUCGGGGUUGGAGAAUCCUUAAGAACGGUGGAGAUAAGUGGAAAAUAGAGGGAUCUAUGGUGAAACAUUCAAAUCCAGCAGUCCAGAAAAAUUUUGUCACCUCCUAUGAAUCGUGCACAAAAGAGCAGGUGAUCAAUUUGAUGGAAGAAGGUUACAGCCCAUCAUUUAUGGAUGAGUUCCAGCCGUACAUCCGGAUAUCCGACUGGUAUGCACCCCGCUGGGAUUGUGGAAGCAUCUAUAAGAUUUGUGUGCAGUUACUAAAUGAUGAGCAAGACGUUCUCCAGGAAUUUCGUCCUGAGCCCAUUUCCUUUCCUCAGAGGAAUGAUCAGCAGUGGAAUCAAAUGGUGCAUGUCUUCAAGGACUAUGGACCAGGAGUGAGAUAUGUCCGUUUUAAGCACGGUGGUAAAGACACAAAGUGGUGGGCUGGAUGGUUUGGCAUUCGUGUAACAGAAAGCUGUGUUGAAGUUUGCCCAGCAUUGGACAACUAGCUCUUUGAUGCAACUGUGUUAGGAAGACAGCUUAGAUCUAAAAUCUACUUCUUUGUAGAUUUCCACAUCUGUUCCACAUUGUUAAUUUUCUACCAACUGCUAUGUCUUAAAUGCAACCAUCUGCUUUUUCUGACAUGUUAGCUGAAUAUUUAUUCACGUUAUGAUGCCUUUAUGUGGUGUUAUGAAUAAAGAGAAACGUCAAACUUUGCUCUUUAUGUAAAUGCAUAUUCUUGGUUUGCAAAUAACAGCCUAAUUUUAUGCAGCUGUCAAAGUGACGUCUAUUUACACAUAAUGUUAAUUGGAAAUAAUUUAUUUACAGUAUUGUUGAAGUAUUUGUCAUUGGACAGUCAUGAAUAUUUUUAUGGUGUUGGACCAUAGUAAGUUUGUAAACACAGGUCUCUGCAAUGUUAAACCUAUUUACAUGAUGUGUAAAUAGGUUUCAUAAGUUCACGCAAGUACUUAUGAAACCUACUUGUGUGUAAAGGAUUCAUAAUCACAUUUUUUGUGGCAACACCAUAUGACAAGCAGAGUGUUCAUAAAGCUUCUGAUUCAAUAAAAGGUUUUGCUAUAUUGAA